Molecule: messenger RNA, 1123 nt
Organism: Myodes glareolus (Bank vole)
Lineage: Eukaryota; Metazoa; Chordata; Mammalia; Rodentia; Cricetidae
Gene: Fndc9
Product: fibronectin type III domain containing 9
Molecular function (GO): protein binding
Source: RefSeq, a predicted model, not a curated record
CGGAGGAGGGAGAAGCGCAUCGUCUCGGAUUUGGUCCACUCUCAGAGGAAGAAGCCUAGCCAUAGCCACUGCGAGCGUCAGAACCGGGAUGAACAUUGAGGUGGGGAACGUGUCUUACACGGGAGCCAUCGUCUCCUGGUCGACCUCGGAGCCCUGCUUGGAGGACUAUUACCAUAUUAUGUACAGGCCUAACUGGAACAGUAUCUUCUCCAGCUAUCUGCGCUACAGCUUCCAUCACGAGGAGAAGGUACCUCGAACCAUCACCUCCGUGGCACUGGAACACCUCGCCCCUUCCACGCUCUACUUUCUCUGUAUCAGCUGCAAGAAGGCUGCCUUCCCAUACAGUCACUACUGUACCAUGUUCCACACCCUGGAUAAGAGUCCGCUGGCUGCGGGGGGCUCCCUGGUGGACCCCCAACUUUCCCUUUGGGUACUGAUGGCCAUCCUGCUGGCCUGCUUCACUGCUGUGCUGGCCUUCAUCUGCCUCCAGUUCUGGUGCAUCCGCUGUCAUGAGCCUCGAUGGUCUUACAGAGCUGGCCACAUGGAGGAAGCCAAUGGGUUGGUAAGAUGGCCGGAGGAGGCCCCAGCCCUGGGCCAGAGGGAAGAAGACCUGCAAGGGCUCCCCCUGGUGGAACUGCCACGCAAGAACUCUGGGAUGAGAGCAGAAGCGGAACCGGAAGCAGAAGCCAACCAGGAUGUGUUGGGUGUGGUGGUCUUAGCUAGGGAGGGCGGCAACCAACCAGCCAUACUGCCUCACUAUAGAGAGUGAGCAAUGGGGAGGAACUGGCCCAUUUCACACAGCCUAAAAUGCUCUGUACACUGCAUCCUAUGUGAAAAUUUGUCUAUAGGUCACCCACUGCUCCCCUCUCAGAUUUCAGUGCUGUAUAGAUGAGUGGGGUUGAUUGGAUGCCAAAUGACAACGGUCCCCAGGCUGGAAAACACAGACCACCACCCAGGUAUGCCAGUGGCAAACAAGGCGUUGCUUUAGUGUCGUUCAUUUGGAGGCCUAGCUAAGCACUGCAGUGAAGGCCUUGCUUCAACAUUAAAAUCAACUGCAGCUACAUCACAGAGAGAGAGCGCAAGUAGCCGGACCUGAAUCUCACACACUACCUGAAAGAAAUGC